Messenger RNA from Sesamum indicum (sesame), 1634 nucleotides. RefSeq names its product ethylene-responsive transcription factor RAP2-12. The record is from RefSeq and is a predicted model, not a curated record. Lineage: Eukaryota; Viridiplantae; Streptophyta; Magnoliopsida; Lamiales; Pedaliaceae. Gene Ontology annotation, molecular function: DNA binding; DNA-binding transcription factor activity. Gene Ontology annotation, biological process: regulation of DNA-templated transcription; ethylene-activated signaling pathway.
ACUCCAAAAAAUCAUCUUUUAUUUUUCUUCUCAUUUACCCAAAAUUCCGUUCUCGAAAACCUCUAAAAUCUCACGCAAGAGUUGAAGGAGAAUUUAGUCCAGUAUGUGUGGGGGAGCUAUUAUCUCCGAUAUCAUAGCGCCGGCGAGCCGGUCGUCGCGCCGGCUGACGGCCGAUUUGCUAUGGGGCAGCGGUUCCGUCGAUCUCUACAAGAAGAAGAAUCCGGGGAACUAUCAUUCCAAGCCGAUGAGAUCUCAGCCGGUCAUUGAUUUGGACGAUGAUUUCGAAGCUGAUUUCCAGGAGUUCAAGGAUUUUUCGGACGAUGAAGGCGAGAUCGAUGUCAAAAAGCCUUUCUCUUUCUCUGCUUCGAAGAAUCCUGGUUUAAAGGGUUUGAAAUCUGCAGACUCCGCUGAAUAUGAUGAUGAUGCUGAAAAAUCCUCAAAAAGAAAGAGGAAGAAUCAAUAUAGAGGGAUCCGACAGCGUCCAUGGGGUAAAUGGGCUGCUGAGAUCCGUGAUCCAAGGAAAGGGGUUCGGGUUUGGCUUGGUACUUUCAACACUGCUGAGGAAGCUGCAAGAGCUUAUGAUACUGAGGCUCGGAGGAUUAGAGGCAAGAAAGCCAAGGUAAAUUUCCCCGAAUAUGUUCCAGCUGCUGCCUCGAGGCGUACAGUUAAGGUGAAUUCGCAUAAAGUUCUUCCUAAAGGGAGCACUGAAUCAGUUCAACCCAAUGUGAAUGAAAGUGUGAACUUCAUGAACAUGCUUAACAGUGACUAUUAUGAUUCAUUGGGUUUUUUGGAAGAGAAACCACAAGUGAAGCAGUAUGGUUUUGCUGAUACCUGCCCUGCAACUGGUGAUAUGAGAUUAAAACCACUUACCCCUACUGAUGGCACAAAUGUUUACUUCAGCUCUGAUCAGGGCAGCAAUUCUUUUGACUGUUCGGACUUUGGUUGGGGCGAGAACUGUGCAAAGACUCCAGAAAUCUCAUCUGUGCUUUCAGCCGUCAUCGAGGAUGAUCAAGCUCAAUUUAUGGAGGAUGGUGGUCCAGCAAAGAGAGCUAAGUCAAGUUCAGAGGAUCUUGUUCCCCGUGAUGAGAACACCGUGAACAAGGUCUCUGAUGAUCUGUCGGCAUUUGACUCCCAGAUGAAGCUGUUUCAGAUGCCGGAUCUUGAUAGCAACUGGGAUGCAUCAAUUGAUGCUUUCCUCAAUGGAGAUGCAACUCAAGACGGUGCGAAUGCAAUGGAUCUUUGGUCCUUCGAAGAUGUUCCAGCUAUGCUGGGUGGUGUCUACUGAAGCCGCUUGCUUCCUUACUGGCUGUUCUGUAAAUAAGGCUCCAUGUUAGUGCUUUCUUGUUUAUUAUAAUUAGCAUAUUUAGGCGAUUAUGUUUUCUUAAAUAAUGUUUACUGUGCUAGAGAGAAUAUAUUUGAGAUUUGAAUGUCGGUUUUUUUAGGUGUGUUUGUUUCUGGUGAUCAAGACGAGCAAACAGUAAAGCAUGAUUAAGCCAUGAUGGUGUUUUAGUAGGCUCUGUUCUACUGAGCAGUACAUACUUUAACUAGGUUUAGUUCUGUGUUUGAGAUGAUAUUGCAAUUGUGUCUGUAUGGAUGAUUAAGUUUUGAUGAAAACUUAUGCUUGUUUAUGCCUA